Messenger RNA from Populus trichocarpa (black cottonwood), 2163 nucleotides. RefSeq names its product transcription factor ICE1. NCBI's taxonomy places the organism in Eukaryota, Viridiplantae, Streptophyta, Magnoliopsida, Malpighiales, Salicaceae. The transcript has 4 exons. Gene Ontology annotation, molecular function: protein dimerization activity; DNA-binding transcription factor activity; sequence-specific DNA binding. Gene Ontology annotation, biological process: regulation of DNA-templated transcription. Gene Ontology annotation, cellular component: nucleus. The record is from RefSeq and is a predicted model, not a curated record. The coding region runs from base 223 to 1899 and encodes 558 amino acids.
CCUUUCUCAAAAAUGGACAUCUUUACCUCUCUGGCUCUUAACAAUGCCAAUAAAGCAAGCUUCGCUUAUAAAAAGCUAAUGCCCUUUUCCUUCUGCAACGUCCUCUUCUCCCUCCCUCCCUCCUCCUCUCUCUAACACCGUCUCUUCUCUCAUUUUCUUUUUAAGCAACUUGUUUUGUCUUCUUUCCUUUAUAGUUUUCUCUAAAAAAGACUGGAAAAAACCAUGCUUUCUAGACUAAAUAGCACCAGUGUUUGGCUUGAAGAUCAUAAAGAAGAGCAAGAUUCAACAACAAACCACCUCCACCACCACCACAACAACAUUAACAACACUACUGCAGCUGGUUGUGGUGGGGUCAUGUUGGAGGGCAGGGAAGAAAUGGGUUCUCUUUCUACUUUCAAAUCCAUGCUUGAAGUGGAAGAUGAGUGGUAUGUGAGUAACAACAACAAUACUAUUCAUCAAACCCAUCAAGACAGUAUCAAAGACCUCACCUUUUCACCAGGUCUUGGUGACCCAGAUAAUCUUUUGCUUCACCAAGUGGAUUCUUCCUCAUCUUGUUCACCUUCCUCUUCAGUUUUCAACAACUUGGAUCCUUCUCAGGUACAUUACUUUAUGCAUCCAAAACCGUCUUUGUCUUCACUCCUUAAUGUGGUUUCUAACAACCCUUUAGAGCAUGGGUUUGAUUUGAGUGAAAUUGGUUACCUUGAGAAUCAAGGAACAAAUUCAGCUGCAACCGCAAAUGUUUCAGCUUUGUUAAACAGGGGAGGUGGGGUUUUGGGAAACUUGGGGAAUUUCUCGGAUUUGAGUUCAAAUAGUCAGAUUAGCAUUCCUAAUUUAUGUUCUGAUCCACAAUUUUCAAGUUCUCGGAUGCUUCAGUUACCUGAAAAUGGUCCUGGGUUAACUAGUUUUAGAGGGUUUGAUGAGAAUUCAGGGAAUCAAUUGUUUUUAAACAGGUCUAAAUUGUUAAGGCCUCUUGAAACUUACCCUUCAAUGGGUGCGCAACCUACUUUGUUUCAAAAGAGAGCAGCUUUGAGGAAGAAUUUGGGUGAUAAUGGAGGGAAUUUGGGACUUUUGAGUGGGAUUGAUAGAGAUAAAGGGAAGAGUGAAAUGACUCAAAUUAGUGAAGAGAAUGACAAGAAGAGAAAAUUUAGUAGCGGAGAUGAUUUUCUUGAGGAUGUGAGCAUUGAUGGGUCGGGUUUGAAUUAUGAUUCUGAUGAAUUUACUGAGAAUACCAAGGUGGAGGAGAUUGGUAAGAAUGGCGGGAUUAGUUCAAAAGCGAAUAGUGGUGUUACUGGUGGUGUGGAUCAAAAGGGGAAGAAGAAGGGGCUUCCAGCUAAGAAUUUGAUGGCAGAGAGGAGGCGCCGGAAGAAGCUCAAUGAUAGGCUGUACAUGCUGAGGUCUGUUGUUCCAAAGAUCAGCAAAAUGGAUAGGGCAUCAAUCCUUGGCGAUGCAAUUGAAUACUUGAAGGAACUUCUGCAAAGGAUUAAUGAUCUCCAUAAUGAAUUGGAGUCGACUCCCCCCAGCUCGUCAUUGACACCGACCACAAGUUUUCACCCUUUGACACCGACUCCAUCAGCACUCCCCAGCCGUAUCAUGGAUAAACUUUGCCCUAGCUCAUUGCCAAGCCCAAAUAGCCAGCCUGCAAGGGUUGAGGUUAGAGUGAGAGAAGGAAGGGCUGUAAACAUCCACAUGUUUUGUGGCCGCAAACCAGGUCUUUUGCUCUCCACCAUGAGAGCUUUGGAUAACCUUGGGCUAGACAUUCAGCAAGCUGUCAUUAGCUGUUUCAAUGGUUUUGCCAUGGAUAUUUUCCGAGCUGAGCAAUGCAAAGAAGGGCAGGACAUGCAUCCAGAUCAAAUUAAAGCAGUUCUCCUGGAUUCAGCUGGCUUCCAUGGCAUGAUGUAGUGGUCAAAUGAACUUGAAGAAAGGUUAUGAACUUCAGUUGCCUAUUGACGGGAAAAAGUUGCUCGAUUGUUAUCUUUUUGUCAAUCAAAGUGGUCUUCUAUACCACCAAAUAGUUACUAGUUAGCUGCCUCCAAAGGCCACCCUGUAGGAUAGGUGCCAUGCAGAAAAAUUCACCAUUAGUUUCAAGUUUUUGGAAGAAUCAGAAUUCUAAUAUUUCCUGCUUUUGCUGUAAGCAUUUCAAUAAAAUUGGCCCGUUUGGAACAA